AAUGAUUGUAUAGGUGCUACUGCUCUAUGGUGUGCUGCAGGAGCUGGCCACCUUGAAAUAGUUUCCCUCCUUCUCCUUCAAGGAGCUAGAAUUGAUCAUGAAACUAAAACUAAAUCAACCCCACUCAGAGCUGCCUGUUUUGAGGGUAGGCUUGAUAUAGUUAGUUUCCUAUGUGAGCAGGGAGCAGAUAUUGAGCGUGGAAACAAAUAUGAUAAUACCUGCCUUAUGAUAUCUUGUUAUAAAGGUCACCGUGAGGUGGUUGAAUACCUACUGGCGCAAGGUGCUGAUCCAAACUCCAAGGCUUUGUGUGGAGCAUCAGCUUGUCAUUUUGCUGCAGAAACAGGAAAUAUUUAUAUUGUGGAGGCAUUACUUAAUAAUGGAGCAAGAAUGGAUGAGAACAAGCAUGGGAUGACCCCGCUGUUAUGUGCUGCUGAAAGAUGUCAGGCUAUGAUGGUAGAAUAUCUAAUAGAACGACCUGAAGUGUCCAAGGAAAUGGCUGUGACUGCAAUGGAAUUGCUUGGAGCAAGCUUUGCCAAUGACAACGAUAAUUAUGAUAUUGGUACAAGCUAUUCUUACUUACACCGUGCAAUGAAGCUUAGAUGGGAAGAUCCAAUUAUCCAGAAAUCAAAUCUGGUUCAAACUCCAGCUUAUGACAACCGACUCGAAUCCAGAACUGUUGAAGAGCUGGAAAGUAUUGCAGAGAAUCCGGACUCAAUUCAUAUGGAGGGCCUUUGUAUCAGAGAACGUGUGUUAGGAAAAGAGAAUCCUGAACUUCCAUACAUAAUUAUAUUUCGAGGAGCAAUAUUUGCAGAUUCAUCAAGAUUUGAUAGGUGUACCCUGCUCUGGUUGCACGCUCUCUCUCUUCGCCUUGGAACCAAAACUUCCGUCUCUAAAGAUCUUCUAAGAUUUGCCCAGAUGUUCAGUCAGAUGUACAAAUCUGGACAUGGAUUAAACCUGGAUCAGGUGACUAGUGUUCUAGCAUCUACAGUUCAAGAAAUAUCAUGGAAUAUCGAGAAGAUUAGCUUAACAGAGAAGGAGGAGAAAGAGAGUAUGGAGGAUGAACUAGAGCAGAAUAUGUUGACAGCUCUCUACCUGAUUAUUAUUAUUGUCAAAAAGAUCGAGAAAUCAUCUGUACCAGAGUCAGCAAUGAAGGAGGUUUACAAACUAGUGCAUCUAAAUCCUAUAACAUCUACAGGUUGCUCUCUGCUACAUCUAUCUGUGAACCAACAAACUGCUGUAGAUGAUUUUCAUACUAACGAAGUAUGCAAGUUUCCUUGUAUUGCUACAACCAAAAUAUUGCUUCAGGCUGGAGCUGACCCCCAAGCUAUGGAUUCACAAAGAAAUACUCCUCUCCAUAUAAUUGUUUCUUACACGAGAAUUGUGGCGGAUUUCAUUACACUUCAUACCAUCAUAAUUUCUCUUCUUGAAGCAGGUGCCCACAUUGACUGUGUAAAUAGUUUAGGACAAACCCCUCUCGACGCUGCUACUUCAGGAGUUGCUGAGAUUAUAUUAAAGUCUCAAACCAAGAUGAGCCUGAAAUGCUUGGCAGCUAAAUCAGUUAGAAAAUACAACCUUACUUAUCAGGGCCAGGUUCCUCAGUGUCUUGAAUCAUUUAUCCAGAUCCAUGGCCCUUAAUCUACCUUCAUCUACCUUCAGUACCAGGGGUCAAAGGACCAGAUUUAAUGAAUGGCCAUGCAUGGUUGAACUGUGCAGACGUGGUUCAACCACUUCUCCCCAGCUUUAACCGGUAAACAGGAGAAGUGGUUCAACUUAAUCUGCUCGACUCAGCUACUUAUCGCUAUUGAUUGAAUCUGGUUCUUAAUAUAUAAUAUAUACAGGGUGUCCCACGAAACAUGACAAUAGCAAGACGACUUGAAAGUCGUCUUUGGUAU
This is a messenger RNA of Eurytemora carolleeae, 1892 nucleotides long. Its product is annotated as protein fem-1 homolog B. NCBI's taxonomy places the organism in Eukaryota, Metazoa, Arthropoda, Copepoda, Calanoida, Temoridae. Gene Ontology annotation, molecular function: protein binding. The transcript is spliced from 19 exons. The annotation marks the transcript as partial. The record is from RefSeq and is a predicted model, not a curated record.